GACGACUACUCGUUGGAAGAAGCGGGCUCACCGGCUUUGCGAAGUUACUCGUGUUCUGUCUUCCAUCUAGCAUCGGGUUCCUCGACUGUACCAACCGUGUUGUUCACGCAUCCUCUUCGUUUCUCUUGGAUCCUUGGUCGUGCCACACGGGAUCGCGACAGAUCGAAGGAUAUAUUCAAGGGUUUACUGCCGAUCCAUUCCGGAGGCAACUGCGGCGAGCAUCGUUAUUGAAAUAAUGAAGAGAGAAGCUGAUGCAGGCGCUAUGACAGGUUCCGGAGGACCGACAAGUCCUCACAAGCGUUACAGACAGGGUGACGAUGAACUUCGUCUUCUGAUCCCCAGCAAGGUUGCCGGUUCGAUAAUCGGCAAGGGUGGCCAGAAUAUCACCAAACUGAGAAGUCAGUACAAAGCCUCAAUCAUUGUACCCGAUUGCCCCGGACCCGAACGGGUGCUUACUAUCAGCUCGGAUCUGCCCACCGUUCUUCAAGUAUUGAACGAGGUCGUACCUAAUCUCGAGGAGGUGAGUGUUGCUACCAGAAGAGGAUCACACGGGAAAAGAAAUGACUCAAUCAAUGGAUCUCGACACGGCAGCGACGAGAUCGACGUGCGCAUGCUGGUGCAUCAGAGCCAAGCUGGAUGCAUAAUCGGCAAGGGAGGUCUAAAGAUCAAGGAGCUUCGCGAGAAAACCGGAGCGAGGAUCAAGAUCUACUCGCACUGCUGUCCUCACAGCUCCGACCGGCUGAUCAGCAUCUGUGGCAAGCCGACCACGUGCAUUGAGUGCAUUCGCGAGCUGAUCGCUACUAUUAAAACCUCUCCGCUGAAAGGUGUGAACAAUCCUUACGAUCCGCACAACUUCGACGAUUACUAUGCGGACGAUUACGGCGGUUAUGGGACCGGCGACGGUGGCCAAGGAAAAGGUGGUGGCUUCGGUGGUCCAGGAGGUCGCGGUGGUGGUGGCGGCGGCGGCGGCGGAGGCGGAGGUAUGCCACCGCGUCGCGACAACCGUGCCGGUGGGCCAGGCGACAUGAAUCGCGGCUUUCCACCGCCACCUAGAGGUGGACCGCGCGGCGGAGGCAGCGGAGGCGGCGGAAUGUCUGGCGGGCCACCGGAUCGUGGCUACGGGGGCAAUUCUCGCGGAGGAGGCGGCGCUGGUGGCGGCGGAUACGAAGGUGGACGAGGUGGCUAUGGAGGCAACAGGGGUGGCCCGCCACCGUACGCUGGAAAUUACAAUGGUGAUGGAUGGGGUAUGCAAGGAGGCGCGCCAAACGGUUUGGGUGGCGGUGCUAACUCGGGCAUGAGUGGUCCACCCAUGGGUGGUAGCAAUCAAGGGAAUCAAGGCAACAUGGGUGGAAACAAGACCACCACUCAAGUCACAAUUCCCAAGGACCUCGCUGGGGCCAUUAUCGGCAAGGGAGGUGCCAGAAUCCGGAAAGUGAGAUCAGACAGUGGCGCCGGAAUCACUAUAGACGAGCCGUUGUCCGGUAGUAACGAUCGCAUUAUCACUAUAACUGGGUUACCGAGUCAGAUACAAAUGGCUCAGUACCUGCUUCAACAGAGCGUGCACGAGAAUGCAGACCAUUAUUAAAAUGUGGUGUAAAGGAAGCAUUCGGGGGGAGCCAAAGAUGCGUUUAUAAUUUUUUUAGAGAUACUUCUUCGCGCGAAAAAUGAAGACCGAUUAAACAAACAAAAAUAAUACGACGAGAAUUCUUGAAGCCUUUUUUCAUCGAAAAAGAAAAAAAAGAAAAAAAACAAAAUAAUAUCACAUAUGCUUGGCGUUUCUCCUUGUGCAUUUGCGAGACAAAAAAAAAAAAAGAAAAAAAGAAAAAAAAAAGAAAAAGAAAAUGAAAUCAGAAAAAAAAAUGUUCUCAAUAAAUAUUAAUCGGUCAAAAAGCAAGGAGCAAGGAGAGACAGUCUAUUUUAUAGACUUUUUCCACUUGAUUAUACGGAGUUACGAAUAAGUUCGUAAUGAAACACUCGUCUGCCUGCCUUCACGAGCUGAGAAUCUUGGAAUUGGCAUUCGAGGAAUAGCCUCCUCGAGCGAAAAAGGCCAAAGAACAGCACUGUUUCUACGCCUGAGAUCGUUCUCGAUCUUAUGCAUUUUUUCUCUUUUUUUUUUUUAGUUAUUUUUUCCAAACAUUUUAUAUCGUGUGCUUUUUUUCAUAGCUCUGGAUGAGCUUUGAUACAAUCAUUUUUUUUUUUCUUCUUUUAUUUCCCACUCGUUUUAUUUCCAAUUUUUUUUUUUUUUUUCUAAUCCCUGUAGAAGUCAAACAUAAAAACGCACAUGUUCUCUGUAUUUUUUGUUCUUCGCUGUUUUGCUGCAGAAACCUUGCAAAAAAAUGAAAGAAACUCUUCCUUUCCUAUUCUGGAGAAAGAUUCGCAAAUUUCGCAAGAUCGAUGGUGGUUUCUGACAGCAAAUGAUUAAAUAUCAGACAGAAGCUGAAAAUCUGGAAAAUGUAGCGGUAAAGAUCGAAGGGAGGGAGAGAUUGUCGAGUGAACCGUGACCGAAGAGAAACGCUACGUAAUGCGCGGAAAUUUUUUGUACAUAAUACAUUUCGGAAACGAAAGCGAGAAGAAACAUAAUACAGAAGGAGAUAAAAAAUCGCAAACGAUAUCGCUUCCCUUUUUCCAAUCGUCAAACGACCAUCUGCUACUGCUGCAUUAACUAACGAUAACUUCAUUAUUAUUAACUAUCGUAAGGUUAAGAAGAGUAAUUUUUGCAUUAAUCGUAAACACUCUGAUGAAUUUCACAAAUCGAGCGCGUGAACGAGUGUUGGCGACCCAUUUUUUCCGCGGUAUAACUGUUAAGCGUGUAAGAAUUCUAAUAAUAGAGAGCGAUAAAGCUACACUAUUAGAGAGGUGCAACUCCAUUGGGAAAUAUCGCUAUAUAAUAUUGAGAUGUUGAAUCAAAAGGGAAACUUGCAACGAAGUCUGACGAUGCUGCGUCUUAGAAACUAAAUAGGUAACACGUUUAAAUGGAAACUGAAGGCAUACUUGAAAAAUGUUUAGAACCUUAAGAACGACGAAUGCGCUAUAAUAUAUACAUAUACAUAUAUAUAUAUUAUAUUACAUAUACGUCACUUUUCACGACGUACAAAAAGUCUCUGUAUCUUAUGAUCGCCGGCGAGAAGACGAAGAAGAAGAGUAAACGAAGCGACGAAAAGAAAGGAAAAUUUUAUCGCGUUUAUACGGGAUAUCCAGUGUAUCCAAAUGAAAGGUUUGACAAACAUCGAAUAUCAGGUUCGUACUUCCGAAAGGGAACACCGUGAUGAUCCGUUCGCGUGGCACGCCCGAUGCCCGAGUCUUGCAGAAAACAAAUUAACCAAAUUUCCUUGUAAAUUGUCACGAGUCCUCUUUGCGAUACUUCGAACCCCUACGAUUUUUCAUCACGUUUCCUCCGAGACUUUUAUAUGUUGCGCCCAGCGACGAGUCACACGGUUGUUCUCUUUUAGGGGGUUGCAACUCGAACGAGGGCGCGUGCGUGCGCGCGAACUUUCGAAAGACAGAUCCAUCGAAAAUGGAGAAGCAAGGUUGACGAAAACGAGGAAAAGCCGCCCUCGAAUUAGAACGAACUCGCCCUCUUUCCCUUCCUCCACAGGAGAUACUGUCAACAUCCUUAUAUAAUACCCCCUCUCUCUUCUCCGUUCCACGAUAGUAUAUCUAGCCACGUAACGAAACGGAAAUAGAAGAAAAGAAGCGAAAUCGCGAGCCCGAGAAAAGAAAGAAAAAAGAAAAAAAAAAAGUAUGGGUUUGGAUGACGCUACGAAGGGCAUUUUUUUAACGCAUCUCGAUCAAACGACCGGCGCCGGUCGUCACACGGAGCCGCCCUCUUCUCUUAGGUUUAAUAAGAAUGACCGAAUCCACCACCCCUCCGCCCCGCCACCCUCCUCUUUCCGACGGUCCACUCUCGCAAGCGUCGUGUACACCUCGAAGAUCAAAAACAAAGAAAAAGUAAAAAAAAAAAAAAGAAAAAAAGGAAAGAAAGAAAAAGAAAAAAAAAAGAUGUAUGAAAAGAAGUGUGAAAUGGAAAGGAAACCAUUUACGUCCGCGUGAUCUCGAACAGGAGAGGCGCGUGCAUUUUCGUUCGACUCACGAUCGAUUGUACCGUCUUUUUCGCGGUGUCGGGGGAAAUGAGAAACGUCUACCAUUGGCGGGACUUCUCUUCCGUUCGCCACGGCGAUUCUGAUUUAUACUCGGUUCAUUUUUCUUCCGCGCUGCCGAGCCAUCGGCAUUUACCUGGGGAUUGAAUUGCGAUUUCCUCGAAAGUUCCAAAUGUUUCGUUGCAUUUCCCUACGAAGCGCUCGUAGUUUUUGCCACGCGACGUGCAAUUUCUUUUUUCUUUAUUUCGUCGUUGUCGUCACACAGUGUCGAUGAUAAAUUCGUCUCUUUUUUCCCGCGACUGGCGAAUUGAUGGCGCCUUUCGUCCUUUCUUUUUUUUUUUUCUUUUUCCUUGGAAGAGAGGCGGGAUGCUUUCUCAUUGCCCCGAGAUCGAUUUACGUAAUAAGAGUUAGAGACGAGAAACAGGCAACAAAACAGAGAGACAUACA
This is a messenger RNA of Frieseomelitta varia, 4544 nucleotides long. RefSeq names its product heterogeneous nuclear ribonucleoprotein K (gene HnRNP-K). Gene Ontology annotation, cellular component: nucleus; cytoplasm. The record is from RefSeq and is a predicted model, not a curated record. The transcript is spliced from 12 exons. The coding region runs from base 236 to 1585 and encodes 449 amino acids. Gene Ontology annotation, biological process: regulation of transcription by RNA polymerase II; regulation of mRNA splicing, via spliceosome. Gene Ontology annotation, molecular function: mRNA binding. Lineage: Eukaryota; Metazoa; Arthropoda; Insecta; Hymenoptera; Apidae.